AUGGCUUCAUCAUCAUCAGGGCCUAGUAGUAGCAGUAGUUCUUCAUCUGCGUCCUCCCGUAGUCCUUCUUCGUCUUCUUCUUAUGAGGUGUUUAUCAAUUUCAGAGGUCCAGCUACUCGCACAAACUUUGAUGUUCGACAUCAGACCGGAAGUUUUGAGUUUCCAUUUCAGGAACACCAGAGGAAGUAUAAGUCUGAUGAUGUAGAACGUUGGAAGAAUGCUUUGAAAGAGGUGGGGAAACUCAAGGGAUGGACUCUCAAGGGAGACGCAACUAUUGAGGAUCAGUCAAAUUUAGUCGAGUUAAUUGUUCAAAGGGCUUUGAGAGAACUAAAACGCACCCCAUUGGAUGAAUGUAAACACCCUGUUGGAAUAGAUUCCCACAUUGAUAAACUACUUCCUUUGUUAAAUACUGGUUUCGAUGAUGUAAGAUUUGUGGCAAUAUGUGGCAUGGGCGGCCUUGGAAAGACAACUAUUGCAAAGGCUGUCUAUAAUUGCAUCUUUAGAAGCUUUAAUGUAAGUAGCUUUCUUAUAGAUGUGAGAGAAGAAGCUUCACAAGGAAAUAAGGGUUUUGUUUCUUUGCAGAAGCGACUUCUUAAAGAUAUCUUGGACAUGGACGAAGACAUAAGCAAUUCUUCUCAAGGAUCAAAAUUGUUAGAAAAGAGACUUCAUAGAGAAAAAAUUCUUCUUAUUCUCGAUGACGUGGACAAUUAUAAACAACUUGAUGCAUUAGCUGGUGGAAUAAAUUGGUUUGGUCAAGGAUGCAGGGUCAUCAUAACAACUAGAGAUGACCAUUGUUUGAAUGUACAUAAAGCUGUUAAAGAUAUCAAAAUAUAUAAGCCUAAAGAACUAAUUACUGAGAAUUAUCUUCAACUCUUUAGUUUGCAUGCCUUUCAAUGA
Messenger RNA from Telopea speciosissima, 897 nucleotides. Its product is annotated as TMV resistance protein N-like. Gene Ontology annotation, biological process: defense response; signal transduction. The record is from RefSeq and is a predicted model, not a curated record. Bases 1 to 897 code for a protein of 298 amino acids. Gene Ontology annotation, molecular function: ADP binding; ATP hydrolysis activity. The transcript has 3 exons. NCBI's taxonomy places the organism in Eukaryota, Viridiplantae, Streptophyta, Magnoliopsida, Proteales, Proteaceae.